Molecule: messenger RNA, 2326 nt
Organism: Rhipicephalus microplus (southern cattle tick)
Lineage: Eukaryota; Metazoa; Arthropoda; Arachnida; Ixodida; Ixodidae
Cellular component (GO): chitin-based extracellular matrix
Molecular function (GO): structural constituent of chitin-based larval cuticle
Source: RefSeq, a predicted model, not a curated record
GCGCCAGCAGUAGCUCGAGACACUGCAAGCGCUGGAUUACUCGACCUACCCCGCGUGACAUGAUCGCACAAGCGUUCUUGGUGUACCUAUCGGCAGCAGCCGCUUCGGCUGGCGUCAUAGGUGGCUAUGGAGGUCUCGGCUUGUUCGGAGGCCUUGGAAGCUAUGGCUACGGAUACGGUGCGGCUUACGUAGCUCCAGUGGUAGCCAAAGCUCCCGUCGUUGCCGCCUCCCCUGUUGUAGCCACUGCUCCUGUAGCGGCUAAGGUGGCUACUGUCGACAUCGUUGCUCCUCAAUCGACCAAGUUCGGCUACCUGACAACUGAUGGACGAGGCAACACGCAGGCGCGCAACGAAGUCUCCGACGCGUACAACCGCCGCGUGGGAUCGUACAGCUACCGGGACGCGCACGGCCUCACGCGAAAGGUCACCUACGUGGCUGACGCGCACGGCUUCCGCGCCGUGGUGAGCACAAACGAGCCCGGCACUGCAGCAUCCAAGCCAGCUGGCGCCGCCUACAGGGCACCGGCCAAGGGGCCAGCCGUGGUCGCCACGUCGGCGGUCGCCGCAGUGCCGGCGGCGCCCGCGGUCGCUAAGGUAGCCACCGUUGCUGCCGCACCAGUCGUCGCGGCUGCUCCUGCCGUUGCAGACGGAGGCUUCGGCCAUCUUGGCGGCUUUGGCCAUCUUGGCGUCUUUGGCCCCCUCGGAGGCUACGGAUUUGGCCACCUCGGUCACUUCGGAGGCUACGGUCACAUUGGCGGCCUCGGUCACAUCGGCUACGGGUUUCACUAGGAUUACCAACUAGAACUCUACGUUAUCGGAUACCUUCGCAGCAUCGAACUUGGGCCUCUUCGCCCUUUUGAGCCCCUUGCGGAACCUUUUUACUUCUAUGGGAACAAUCGAGAAAUGACAUGAGGUAGGAUUCGAUGGUGCGGCGGCACUCAAUAGCAACUGGUAUGGAACACCACUACGACAUAUAGACACCACCCAAACCUCCGACACAGGAGGUGAGCGAUACUGAAUGCGAUUACUUUUAGUAGGUAUUAUGAGCGCCUUGGCCCGUAUGUGUUGGCAUUAUCCCCACCAAGCUUUUUAAAAAGUUAGCUUUUGCUUGUUUUAUUUAGUUGAAAAUGAGACAACUUGUUUGUUCAUGGAAUUAUCAGUGCCCACCUGAUAAUCACCACGAACUUUGACUGCUCUAAUCAAUACGGGAAGUCUUUGUUAGCACAGAACAAUACCGACUCAGCCUCUUUAACGAGGAACAACUUGGUGAUUUCAAAUUAAAGUAAAAACAUCAUUUCUAUUUGUCGCCCUGAAUACAAUAUAUAGUAUAUUAUAAAAGUAAACAGGGCACAUAUGCAACUUUUAACGUCUGAUGCAGCGCUUCAGAAAUAAGACGAUUUCAAUGAAAAAACUUUCUGUCACGUGAGAAGAAGCUUUUAUAUGAUUCUUCUGCUAUCUAUCCAAAUACGUGGUGAUUGCUUCAGACAUUGUAACUCUCAUGUGGCUUAUAAAAUAUUUAUACCUAGUAAGAGCGUGCUUUUCAUUUGAAAAGUAUGCCUAUUUCUGCUUACCCCUAGUCUAACAUAUCUUUUGGCUGUAGAACACAUCAUUCAUAAACUUAAACAACAUAUUAGCAGGAUCGCAGAACCUCCAUUCAAUAACAAGCACUUACACUUCAUUGUACAUUAUUUAUAGCUCUGUCGCAAAAACUUCAGAAGCUGACGAUACACUGACGCGCUACUAACACUGAACAGCAACACGCUUAGUACAUUUUGCUUAACUUCAAUGCCCUAAAUCACUGUAAACCACUGUCCCAUGUUGCCUUGUCUGGCGCAGAGACCCUCAAAAAAGCAUCAACGAGAACAGCACCUUAUAAAGCUAAAACAGCGGUUUGCUUAACCUUUGUGCAAGGUCUGAAGCUGCCUUGUGUUUCUUGAUAAUCGAUUUACCUAUCACCUUUUUCAUGAAGUUUAUUAACACAAUUCAUUGUUACAAAUCCAACUUUUCAUUCAUCUCAUUAUCUGCACGUGACCUGGGUGCAGCUUCAUCUCAUUACCUGAACUAGUCUUCACACUUUCUUCGCUACAGCCUAGAGCCCAGAUAUUUCACAAAAAUUGUUUGGGCCAUGUUUUUCUAGUUUAUUUGAUGGCUAUUCUUAUGUGGUUCUGCGCAAACGUGCUGUACUCGAGGACACAUAAGUACAAAUACUUCGCCAGUUCUUCAAUGAAGUCUUCAUUCUCACAAACUUCUGCUGUUAGGACGUUUAUCUUCGUUCCUUCAAGAGGGAGGUGCAAGAAAAGGAAUGAAUAAAUAUUUGACGAAAAGAA